Messenger RNA from Phytophthora nicotianae INRA-310, 369 nucleotides. RefSeq lists its product as hypothetical. The transcript has a single exon. The coding region runs from base 1 to 369 and encodes 122 amino acids. The record is from RefSeq and is a predicted model, not a curated record. Lineage: Eukaryota; Oomycota; Peronosporomycetes; Peronosporales; Peronosporaceae.
AUGGGGGACAUCACGGUUGCGGUGGGCUCGCUGGCCGUAGAGCGAAUGCCGGCACCCUCGGCGAGAACUAUCCCGGUCAAGCCCAUUCUCGACGCCUUAACAGACAGAAGAACCAACGCAAAACAACAGUCGUGCGGGGUCCGCGGGCAAUGCCCGCCCGUUAUCGCUGAACUUCAGCGUCGAGUGAUGAUACGUGGAGUACGCGGCCAGUGCUUAGCAGGUGCAUUCGGCGUUGUCUUCCCUCGACACAGAUCUGUAGCCCCUACAGAUCGUGCUCAAGCGAUUGAGAAGGGUCCUCGCCGUGCCACAGUGGCCCAUCGUCCACGGUCGGAGGCCUCACCCGCGUCAUCACGAGGAGUGCCCUGCUAA